Monomorium pharaonis (pharaoh ant) is the source of this 867-nucleotide messenger RNA. RefSeq names its product adenylate cyclase, germination specific-like. NCBI's taxonomy places the organism in Eukaryota, Metazoa, Arthropoda, Insecta, Hymenoptera, Formicidae. The record is from RefSeq and is a predicted model, not a curated record. The transcript is spliced from 6 exons. The annotation marks the transcript as partial.
AAGCAGUUAAUUGAUUUAAAAUAGCUUGAUGAAACAACUAAUGUUCAAUAUGUAAUAAAAGUAUCAAGAGAAGUAUAUAAUCGUGCUCAUAAUGACAUGAUAUAUGCUACUAGACUGUUAGAAAAGGCAAAAACGCUUAAUUCUAAAGAUAAAAAUAAUUCUACUUCAUCAAUAAAUAUGACGACAAAUAAUAUCAAUAAACCCAGUUCAAGCAUAAAGAAAGCAGUAGUUCCUAUAAAUACUGAUAAUGAAAAUACAUUUGAUAAUAAUAAUACUAUUUCUGAUAACGAAAAUACUGUGGAUACGCAAGACACAAAAAUAAAUAAAGAAAAAUGGGAACAUAAAACUAUACUUUUUCUGAUAUCUUUAUAUAAAGAAAAAUCAUAUAUGCUGGGAAGAGGUCAGUGCAAUAAUAAAAUGGACGCAUUAAAGAGACGAUGUCGUCAGAUUUUAGAUCACAAUGCUCAAAAUGGUAACGAUCGGAAGAACUGGAUAUAUUUAGAUGUGUUAGAUGACAUUUUUCGAAAGAAACAUUGGGUGACCCCAUUAGCUGUAGCAGGAUCAAGUAUCAAAGAACCUGAACCUGAACAUUCACCAUUAACUGAUAGUAAUGAUGAAAAUAAAUUACCAAUUAGUAAGUAACUAUAAAACAAUUUUACUCAACUAUACAUUUUUCUAUUAUGUAACUAAAUAUAUAUAUUAUUUUGUAUAUACAGAGCAGAGAAAAAUUUCAUUAUCUGAAGCAAGAGCGAAUUACUUAACUGCUUCAUUAGAGGAGAAGAGGUUAAAAAGAGAAGAAACUGCUAAUUAUAGAGCAGCAAAAUUACAAAUUUUAAAAGAAAUAAAACAAGUAUUCGAAAAACAGAA